AUGAGGAUUAAGAUAGCUUGUCAAAUGAUAUUGCUUUCUCUCUCUCUCUCUCUCUCGAAAAAAAAAAAAAAAAGACGUUCAAUAUUCCUCUUUUCUUUUCCUUCUUUUAUUUCUGUUCAUUCUCUUAUCUCUUCCUUUCUUUGCUCUCUCAUUGACGCUCUUCGUUUCUCUCUCAAUGACUCUCUUCGUUUCUCUCUCAAUGACUCUCUUCUCUUUUCAUUUCUUCAAUUAUUCGCUCUCGUUUCUAUUCUCUCACUCUCUCUCUUUUGUCUCGUAUAUUCUCGCCCUCUCUCUCUCUCUCUCUCUCUCUCUUGUCUCGUAUACUCUCACGCUCUCUCUCUCUUUUGUCUCGUAUAUUCUCGCCCUCUCUCUCUCUCUUUUGUCUCGUAUAUUCUCGCCCUCUCUCACCCUCUCUCUCUUUUGUCUCGUAUACUCUCACCCUCUCUCUCUUUUGUCUCGUAUACUCUCACCCUCUCUCUCUUUUGUCUCGUAUACUCUCACGCUCUCUCUCUCUUUUGUCUCGUAUACUCUCACGCUCUCUCUCUCUUUUGUCUCGUAUACUCUCACCCUCUCUCUCUCUUUUGUCUCGUAUACUCUCACCCUCUCUCUCUCUUUUUGUCUCGUAUACCUCUCACCCUCUCUCUCUUUUGUCUCGUAUACUCUCACCCUCUCUCUCUCUUUUGUCUCGUAUAUUCUCACCCUCUCUCUCUCUCUCUCUUUUGUCUCGUAUAUUCUCACCCUCUCUCUCUCUCUCUCUUUUGUCUCGUAUACUCUCGCCCUCUCUCUCUCUUUUGUCUCGUAUACUCUCGCCCUCUCUCUCUCUUUUGUCUCGUAUACUCUCGCCCUCUCUCUCUCUUUUGUCUCCUAUUCUCUCACCCUCUCUCUCUCUUUUGUCUCCUAUUCUCUCACCCUCUCUCUCUCUUUUGUUUCUCAUAUUCUUUCUUCUCUCUCUUUUGUUUCUCAUAUUCUUUCUUCUCUCUCUUUUGUUUCUCAUAUUCUUUCUUCCUCUCUCUCUCUCGUUUCUCAUAUUCUUUCGUCCUUUCUCUUGUUUUUUUUUCUCUCAAAAUCUCUCUUCAUUCUCAUAUUCUUUUCAUAUCUUCUCUUGCUUAUCUUCUAUUCUCGCCUUCCUUUUCUUUUGUUUAUUUCUCUCACACUACGGUUUCUCUGUCUCUUUCCUUUUGUCUCAUAUUUUGUCUUCCUUUCUAUUUCUUCAAUGUCUUCUUUCAAACCUCUUUCCCUUUCUAUCCAAUGAUUUUUUCACUAUACAUUUACUUUCCCACUUGUUGCAAAUGCGAAAGCGAAGAAGGUGGCCAGUCUCUCUUUGCUUCAACCUACCUAUCUAUCUAUCUAUCUAUCUAUCUAUCUAAGGUCUGCUCAAGCCUGCCUGUGUAUGUAUCUAUCACGUUCUGUUCAUUAUCUAUCUAUCUAUCUAUCUAUCUAUCUAUCUACACAGGUCUUUAA
Messenger RNA from Acanthosepion pharaonis, 1461 nucleotides. The record is from the annotation of a GenBank genome assembly. NCBI's taxonomy places the organism in Eukaryota, Metazoa, Mollusca, Cephalopoda, Sepiida, Sepiidae.